Messenger RNA from Schistosoma intercalatum, 984 nucleotides. NCBI's taxonomy places the organism in Eukaryota, Metazoa, Platyhelminthes, Trematoda, Strigeidida, Schistosomatidae. The record is from the annotation of a GenBank genome assembly.
UUUGUUUCAAGGUGUUUUGAUGGCGGAAUUUAAACUUUGUCUGUACAUCUUCAAUCUGCAUUCUGUUUUCCAAUGACUGAUAACCUGCGAACUAUUAAAUGUGUUGUAGUUGGCGAUGGAGCCGUUGGGAAAACGUGUUUACUUAUAUCAUACACCACAAACAAAUUUCCGAUGGAUUAUGUUCCGACUGUGUUCGAUAACUAUGCUGUAACUGUUAUGGUUGGAGGGGAACCGUACACUUUGGGACUUUUUGACACAGCUGGUCAAGAAGAUUAUGACCGUUUGAGGCCCCUGAGUUAUCCUCAAACGGAUGUUUACCUUAUUUGCUUUUCUGUGGUCAACUCCACCUCUUUCGUGAACGUCGAGGAAAAGUGGGUCCCGGAAAUAAGACAUCACUCGCCCAAGGUUCCAUUCCUUCUUGUUGGAACACAAAUUGAUCUUCGCGAUGAAGGCGCUACAAUAACCCGCUUACAUAACGACAAAGCGAAAAUGGUCAGUAGUGAUCAGGGUAAAAAACUCGCCGAACGUUUAAAAGCCGUCAAGUAUCAGGAGUGUUCAGCUCUUACCCAGAAGGGUUUGAAAGAUGUGUUCGACGAAGCUAUCCUUGCUGCUCUGCGACCUCCAACAGACCGUAAAAACAAACGUUGUUGUCUACUGUGAAAACUGAGUCCUUUUGCCAAUCCGUCCUUUUAUUAUUGAUUUAACUUGUUAUGGAAAAAUCAGCAAAAUUUUUGGUCGGAUUCCUUACAAACCUUACUAUUAUCUCCAUAUUAUUCUUAUCAUCAUUAAUUUUUAUUGAUACUAUUGCUAAUACAACUCACAGACUCAAUUAUGUGUUCAACAGCAAUGUGAGUACUUUGACAAAUGUGGCCUUGUUCCUUUAUUUUCUCCCCUUUCUUUUAUCUCUACAGAACGGUGAUCUUGCUGUUAAUUUUAAAAAUUCUACUGUUAAUGCUAUUUGUUAAAUAAAUCAAUGCAUCUUCA